Messenger RNA from Lagopus leucura (white-tailed ptarmigan), 3186 nucleotides. RefSeq names its product serine/threonine-protein kinase Sgk3. Gene Ontology annotation, biological process: protein phosphorylation. NCBI's taxonomy places the organism in Eukaryota, Metazoa, Chordata, Aves, Galliformes, Phasianidae. The record is from RefSeq and is a predicted model, not a curated record. The transcript is spliced from 20 exons. Gene Ontology annotation, molecular function: protein serine/threonine kinase activity; phosphatidylinositol binding; ATP binding. The coding region runs from base 495 to 1967 and encodes 490 amino acids.
CCGUGGGGCCGCUCCGCCGGCGGCGCGUCGAGGCGGGAAAGAGCGAGCCGAGCGGGCGGAGAAAAGCUUGGGAAGGAGCAGUGUGAAAGAAGAAAAUAUUUACAAUAGUUUUCUACCCAAUUAAAAACAGAAGACAGACUGAAAAGGAGCGAGCUCAUCUACCACCCACACCAAUUAAAAGUUGCCUUUAAAGUGCUGCUAUUUUGGAAAAGGGCUGUGAGCAAAUGAAAAUAGGAGAACAGCUGUCAAACGAGAAGACCAGUGAUCCUUCCUUCCUCCCAUCAGGAACUCUAUAGGACUUAAAGUCAGAUCCAGCGCACUUCUUUUCCUCAUACACAUGGAACCUAUGUAAAACCUAUGCAAAACUUCCAUGUUACAUGAUGGAAUUCACUCAAGAAGAGUUGCAUAUCUUAGAUCAAUACCGUUGAAGAUACCUUCUGAUUGCAACACCCCAAGCACAGUACUGUCACGAAUUUGCUGGAAGAACACAUACAAUGGAUCUCAAAGAAAGCUGCCCAAGUGUUAGCAUUCCCAGCUCUGAUGAACACAGAGAGAAGAAAAAGAGGUUUACUGUUUACAAAGUGUUGGUCUCAGUUGGCAGAAAUGAGUGGUUUGUCUUCAGACGGUAUGCAGAGUUUGAUAAACUCUACAAUACGCUAAAGAAGCAGUUUCCCACUAUGAACCUGAAGAUUCCAGCUAAAAGAAUAUUUGGAGAUAAUUUUGAUCCUGAUUUUAUUAAACAGAGAAGAGCAGGACUGAAUGAAUUCAUUCAAAACUUAGUUAGACAGCCAGAGCUAUGCAACCACCCAGAUGUCAGAGCAUUUCUUCAGAUGGAUAAUCCAAAACACCAGUCAGAUCCAUCUGAAGAUGAAGAUGAAAGGAGUAAUCAGAAGUUAAAUUCUACCUCACCGAAUAUCAACUUGGGACCAUCUGGAAAUCCUCACGCUAAGCCAACGGACUUUGAUUUCCUGAAAGUUAUUGGGAAAGGCAGCUUUGGCAAGGUUCUUCUUGCAAAAAGAAAACUGGAUGGGAAAUAUUAUGCUGUUAAAGUGCUGCAGAAAAAAAUUGUUCUUAACAGGAAAGAGCAAAAACAUAUCAUGGCUGAACGUAAUGUGCUUCUGAAAAAUGUGAAACAUCCAUUUCUAGUUGGAUUACAUUACUCAUUCCAAACAACAGAAAAGCUUUACUUUGUCCUGGAUUUUGUUAACGGAGGAGAGCUGUUCUUUCAUUUACAAAGAGAACGUUCCUUUCCUGAGCACAGAGCCAGAUUUUAUGCUGCUGAAAUAGCCAGUGCACUGGGAUACUUGCACUCCAUAAAUAUUGUGUACAGGGAUUUAAAACCAGAAAACAUUCUCCUAGAUUCACUAGGUCACGUUGUGCUGACAGACUUUGGACUUUGUAAAGAAGGGAUUGCAAGUUCUGAUACUACUGCAACGUUUUGUGGGACACCAGAAUAUCUCGCACCAGAAGUUAUUAAAAAGCAGCCCUAUGACAACACAGUAGACUGGUGGUGCCUUGGUGCAGUUCUUUAUGAAAUGCUUUAUGGACUGCCUCCUUUUUACUGCCGUGACGUUGCUGAGAUGUAUGAGAAUAUUCUUCACAAGCCCCUAGUCUUGCGUCCAGGAAUCAGUCUCACAGCCUGGUCCAUUCUGGAGGAACUUCUGGAGAAAGAUCGGCAAAGCAGACUUGGAGCAAGGGAAGAUUUUCUUGAAAUUCAAAAGCACCCAUUCUUUGAAUCUCUCAGCUGGACUGACCUACUACAGAAGAAGAUUCCACCACCAUUUAAUCCUAACGUGGUUGGCCCAGAUGAUAUUGGGAAUUUCGAUGCGGUGUUUACAGAAGAAAUGGUCCCAUAUUCAGUUUGCAUCUCUUCUGAUUACAGCAUUGUUAAUGCCAGUGUCCUAGAGGCAGAUGAUGCGUUUGUUGGGUUUUCUUACGCACCACCUUCUGAAGAUAUGUUUUCCUAGGAAGUUAGAAGCCGACGCUGUUUUGGGAGUCUUGGGAUGAACUGAAACAUUAUGAACACAUUCCAAAUUAGUGUAACUAGUGCCUCAUUUUGUAUAUAGAUUUGUAACCUAUGAAGAAACGUUCUCUGCUGUAUAGAAGGAAUUUGGGCAUUUUUGGAUGGCUUUCUUUGGGAUUUGAACUGUUUAUUCCUGCUGCAGAAAAUAUUUUUUAAAAAACGUUAAGUAACAUUCUCUACAUUAACGUAUUUUUUUAAGCAAAAACACUGACUGUUCCCAUCAGUCCCUUCAGGUUUACAUUCGUACAUAUCUAAGAUAAUGCCGGCACAAGCAGCAGCGUAUUUAGUGAAUUUAUAAAUGCCUUUGUACCUAUUUACAGUGACUUUGUGCUUGAAUUGUAACUAUGCAAAUUAUCUUUUGUAUAUCCUGGUUUAAAAAAGGUAAAUGUUUUUUUCCCUGUUACAUUGGUAUGAACUUUGUUAACCUGUCUGCACUUAAAUGAAGACUUAACUUAAGACUGAGAUGCUUGGAGGAUUUACGUAGAAUGAAAAAUCGGGUAUGUAAAACUAGAUUGCCACUUUUGUGUCUGCUGGAGUACCUGCGUCUCUGAACUGGAUUACUUGAAGUAUGCAGGAUUACUCAAAGCAAGGAUGGAACAAAUUAGCUAUUCAUUUGUUAACUUCACUGAUCAUGAGUUCUACCUUUUUUCCUCCUUGGGAUAAAUGUGUCUGUAUUUCAACUGCAUUAAAAAUAUUUUUGGUUAAAACUCUGCUUUUCCAAAGAUACAAUACGCAAUAAUCAGUGCUACUUUGAAAGGCUAUCUUACUUUAACCUUCCUGUGGCGGAUGGUGAGGGGAUCACGCCAAACAUUUAGUACUUUUCUCACUGAUUGAUAUUUGGAAGCACUAAUAUGUUCCAAAUCACUUGUAUUUCAACAUGCAUAGCUACUUGUCUUUGUGUCCCAUUUUUAAAUCUUCACUUGAUAUUUGAGGGGAAAAAAAAAAGUAAAUUGUGCUUAUAGUUUUAGAAAUGUGAAAAGUUAAUGUAUUUCUCAUAACAUACACAUGUAUGGAGAAACUGAUCAUUCUGAUCAACUUCGGUGUAAGGAAAACUUUUAACAAUGCAAAAACUGCUGUUAGUGCGUAAAAGCUUAUCAUGGCAGGUAGUAGUAUUAUUAUGUAUAUCACCUGUAAAUAACAACUUAUUUUUGUCUGUUCCUUCA